UCCUCAACGUCCAUAUUUAUACUUUCCAGAGGAUCACUCAUCGGCUCGAUUGCGCUCCUCGUAAAUCUUUUUUCCAAUUCUCGUGGCUCCCACUCUCGAUCAAAAUGCCCCUCAUUGACGCCGAUACCCCGCCCUCGGACACUGCGACUCAUUACGUCGUGUACUUUGCGUCUGGCGAGCCAUCAUGGUGCCCAGACUGCCGCGACGCUAUUCCUGCUCUCAAGAACGUGUUUGGAUCUGACUCUGCUCCGACAGCUCACAUUGUCCGUGUGGGGUCAUUCCAGGAGUGGAGGGGCCCCAAGAAGAACAAGUAUCGGGGUGAACCUUACAACAUUCAAGGAGUUCCAACAGUCGUGAGAAUCGAAAAUGGCAAGGAGGUUGCUCGUUUGGGUGAUGUCGAGAGCCAGCAGGAAUCUGCGUUACGACAAUUGAUUGCUUGAUCCAAUAUCCCUCAUGUAACGAUGGUCGUGUAUCGUUGGAAAUUUGUGUCACAAAGGUCCAGGUAGCAAUAUAGAAGCAUAAAAUAUCCAGAUUCAUCACACCUUGUGCCAGGACCCAGGUGUCAAUUAAUCUGGCGACGCGGAUCUACACUUGGUCACAACACGAUGAAAGCGACGAUCACAACGCAGACACAGGGAAAUAGGUGCGGUAGAGAGGUGCAGGUGAUGGUUAGUGCA
Molecule: messenger RNA, 677 nt
Organism: Ilyonectria robusta
Lineage: Eukaryota; Fungi; Ascomycota; Sordariomycetes; Hypocreales; Nectriaceae
Exons: 2
Coding region: 105-440 (111 amino acids)
Cellular component (GO): cytosol
Molecular function (GO): protein-disulfide reductase [NAD(P)H] activity
Source: RefSeq, a predicted model, not a curated record